AUAUAAUAGAGAAAAUAUUUAAGUAAAUCUAGAUGUAAAGCGUUAAUUUUUUCAUCAUAAACUCAAAAAACAGAACAUAAUUAACACAGAGAAUAUUGUUAAUAAACUGUUAAUGAAAGUUUCGGUGCAAACAACUGAAAAUUUGUCGUAUGACAAAUGUACAAUUAACUUUUCGGGCUCAUGUUCCGUCCAUUAAGUACGUGAACGGAACACUGUAUAGUUGGAAUUUCGCAACGUGGUAUCUAACGUGGUGAUGGCUAACGCCAUCCCUUUAUCUGUACCAAAACUUUUCACAGAAUAAGAAUCGCAGACGUCUUUUUUCUACUUGAGGUUUCUAUUCUGCGCAUCCACUUUGCGCAAACACUUGUGCAUAUAAGGAAUAAAAUAGGAGUUAGCAGUCUAAUGUAUUAUAUAGACGUCUGUGCUUAGAACAGAUUUUUAUAUACUGUAACUAUAACUAUAUAGACUGCUCACUUUGUAGCCUUGUUUGACGUCAAAUAGUGCUUUCGAUAGGAGCUACCAUUUUCAAGCUCUACCUACUCACUCAUAUUUAAAUCAUAUAAUACAUAGAGUCAAGAUGAUGCUACAAAUGCUUUAAAGCAUUUGAUUGACCAAUCAGAAAAAGAAUUUUACAAAUUGAUCAAUCAGAAAAUGCUUCAAAGCAUUUGUAAUAUCAUCUUGACCGUACCCAUAGUCACAUGGUACCCUCAAAUCACGUGAUAUACUCACAGACAGUAUACAUAUGCAUAAGUGGACCACGACAAGAAUAGCUCAUCACUAUUGUCUCUUUCUGUCAUGCAAAAUAAUCGAAAUGAACAAUGUAUAGGCCUAUUCUUUUCAGUUAAACUUUUUGCAUGGUUCAUGUUGGAGAAAAAAAAGAGAAAAAAUGAACGAUGCAAGAAAUUCAAGCUAAAAAGAAUCAGAACAAACCUUAGUUGUAUUCCGAUGUAGACUAGCUGUUAUUAAAAAUCUAUAAUAUACCUAACAAAACUAUAGAUUUUCACGAUCGAGUAAUAAAAACUUUUUGCGUGAGUAAAAAAGAUCAAAGCGUAACGAAAUUAUACCAAUUUCAGUCGCGAUUUAGGGAUUAAAAAUAAAACAAGAAAAGAUAGACUGAUGUUCUUUAAAGGUUUCUGCCGAACAUAUAGAGCGUAUUUUAAUGGUAAUCGCGUUCAAAUUCGUUUGUUUUACGGAAAGUUGCAAAUAAAAUAUUUGUAAUAAAAAAUAAUUAAAAAAAAUUUUAAGACACAUGUAUAAUAAUAUAACAUAAUUAAAUGUUUUUUCAAUUUAUUUUAACUAAAAUAAUAAAUUCAACAAUUCCACGAUACAAAAGAUGGAAUGAAUAGAGAUAAAUCAUCAAUUUUGAUCACAAAUUGAAAGCAGAACACAAUUGACGCAUUGUCGCUAAAUUCCCUAAACAAUAAAUAAACCACAAGAUUUAGCGCUUUUCUCAUCUUUUGUCACCGACUUCAAUGUCCUUUAGUUUUUAUUUUAGUAAACAUAAGACAUCUUGACUGUCUAUUAUCGAUCCUAUUGUAUUCUAACAUCAGUUUCGAAAAAGUCGUUUUACCAUUUACAGUUAAAACUAAACUGGACAACUAUUAUUAUAUAUCGUCGAUAUUUCCGCUAAUUUGUUAAAAUUUUCUUGCCUGGUGAGCGACAAUUUUUGUAACUCGUAUUGGGACUACUUGAUGGGACUGUGUCGAUAGCUUGAGAAUUAAUUAAAGAUGUUGACAGACGCUUGCUUCAAAUUUGCCCUCGAAAGCCUAAAAAAGUGUAUGAUGAUGGAGCCGAAAACUAACGUCUUUUUUAGCCCGCAUCUUUUAUAUCACAAUCUACUCGUUAUAUAUUUCGGGACUACAAACGAAAUUGAAGAGUCUCUUAGAAAGAUCCUCAAUAUUCCCGAUGACAUAUCUAAAGCCUUCCUUCAGCAAUACUAUUUUAUAUGUGGUUACAAUCAAUUUUGUUACAUAAUCAAUGGAUCCGAUAGACCCACUGAUGAACCCGAGAGCUAUCACUAUACAUGUCGAAUUUUCAGUAGAAUUUGGACGAGUGAAUGCAAAAGGAUGUACAUCGAGACAAUGAAUUUAUUCUCAUCUGGCCAUCAGUUGAAGGAAAUCACUUUCCAACUUCGUCCCGAGCAUGCAAGAAAUUUCUUUAAUAACAGUAUUAAAUCCGUAACACAAGGUCGCAUAGAGAACCUGCUUGGGCCGGAGAGUAUACAUGUCAAGACUGAAGUAGUCCUGUUUAAUGCGAUCUACUGCAAGGGCCAAUUAAGCGGCAGUUUUGAUUUUGACAUCAAUAAUUGCCAGAAUAAAAAAAAUGGCAGAGUCAGACAAAUGCUUAAGAACGAGAAUCUCAAUAAAGACAAGUCUUCUUCAGAAAAGUCUCUGCUAGAGGCAUAUAUUAUGGAGGUACCAUGUAAAGAGAAGGAUAUAUCAACGUUCUUCUUCUUCCCGUCGCAGACUUUGGAAUCUGACAAAAGUAAUCCGACAGAGAGUGAUAAAAUUAUCAAAUUGAUAGAACAAAUGACGACCGAGAAAGGAUCUGAGGAACUUCGCAGACUGCUGGAUAAUGGGCUAUCACAAAAGACGAACUUGGUGUUUCCGAUAUUCAAGCUCGAGCAAGAUCUGCGAAUGUACGACCUAUUGGAUUCGCUGGGCCUUUCGGACAUUGCGCCAUUAGGCGAGGUCGAUCUGACUGAGUUUACUUGCUUGCCCAUGAUGCUCGGCGAUGCCGUGCACCGUAUCAGUAUUAAUCUGACGAGUAGUGAUAUCACCGUGGCCGCGGCUAACGUAUUCAUCACCGAAAAUGAAUGUCAACACGAGCGUAAAGACACCGACCUGGAUGUUCUCUUCCCAUGUGUUUGUCUGAUCUACAAUCGAUCCCGUAGCAACAUCCUUUUCUGUGGCGUGUUGCUGGGAAAUUAACGAAAGUAAAGUCAAAGAUAUUUCUGUAUUUAUAAAAUGAGAGACAAAGCGAAAGUUUAGCUAAAUUAAUUUUUUUUAUGGAGAAAUUGUCUCCUGUAAAAACUUUUAGGAAUUUAAACUUUUGUAAAAUGACCUGUUUGAAUAACAUAAAUUUUAUCGUGACUCUUUUUUAUUAAGUGUAUAAAAAGAAUUGUAUAGAACACUGCUUGUGCGAAAAGUGUGCGAAAUACAACUUAUAGUUUUAUUCAAAAAA
Molecule: messenger RNA, 3183 nt
Organism: Wasmannia auropunctata (little fire ant)
Lineage: Eukaryota; Metazoa; Arthropoda; Insecta; Hymenoptera; Formicidae
Product: serpin B9-like
Exons: 4
Coding region: 1728-2930 (400 amino acids)
Molecular function (GO): serine-type endopeptidase inhibitor activity
Source: RefSeq, a predicted model, not a curated record